UAGUGUGUAAUGGUCGUGUGAUAGUGGCGGAAUGUGGUUCUCAUAGUAGAGUGAGGAGGAUGUUUCUCGGGAGCGUAAUCGUGGUGUGCGUGCUGUGCGGUGCAGCCGCAAUGGAGAACGGCACGAGCUGUGCGGAGGUGCGGCAAGUGUUUGUGAUGCGGGGCAUCGGAGCCGCACACUUCGUUCCAGACACAUGGACAGAAGGCAAAGACUUAAAUUUAUGUCCUUCAGCCAAAACUUGCUGUUCGAAGUCUAUGGAGACUAAAUACGAGGAAGCUGGACGAAAAGAUCUCAAAAAUCUGUUGCAAGGAGCAGAUUCUUAUUUAAAGACACUCAUUUCAACGAGUGCCACCAAGUUCAGAGACACAUUCCUCGAAAUGGUUCAAGUGGCCGAGAACAGCACCAAUGCCUUGUUUUUGGAUGUUUAUCAAUCCAUCGAAGCCCAAUCCCGAGUUCCUCUGGGUCAGCUGUUCGCUGACCUGUUGGCUUACAUGAGUGGGAAGGAGGUGGACUUGGAAGAACGCGUCAACUCCUUUUUUGACUCCUUUUUCCCUGUUGCCUAUCACCAUUCGGUGAAUUCCAAUCAAAAAGAUUUCAGCGAAACCUUUAAAGAGUGCUUGAGAGACGCCCAAGUGGAAAUCCGGCCUUUUGGAGAUUUAUCAGAAAAGAUUGCCUCGCAAAUCAGCCGUUCCUUUGAAGCAGCUAGGACGUUCCUUGAAGCUUUGCAGUUGGGGCUCGAAGUGAUCAAUACAACAGAGCAUAUGGAUUUCGGGCCAGAAUGCAGCGAGGCCUUUGUUCGACUCACGUAUUGCCCUCAGUGCCAAGGCUUUCUCCAAGCAAAACCAUGUGCCGGUUUGUGCCUCAAUGUGGUCCGAGGCUGUCUGGCCAGUGUCUCAGAAUUGGAUGACUCGUGGAGCGAAUAUGUGAGUGCAUUGGAAAGACUCACUUCCGGAAUGGUUGGCAUUUACAACAUCGAACAUGUGUUAAGUACUCUAGAUACUAAAAUAUCCGAAACGGUUUCGUACCUCAUGGCAAAUUCGGCUGAAAUUACGAAAAGGGUGAAAGAGAAAUGUGGUGUCCCCAGACGAGUUAGCCGGGAGGUUCCUCCUGCAACUGCUGGUCCUUCUACUUCCUUCCCUACCAAACCAACUUCCGAUACCAGCCUCUACAUGAUGCUGCAGAAUUUUGUCCACAAGGUGGCCGAAUCCAAAGACUUUUACGCCAAUCUAGCUGAUCGCCUCUGCAGCGAUGGACAUUUGGUCACCAAAGGUGACCUCAAUUGCUGGAAUGGAAGCGGACUAGCUGAAUAUACGAAAACGGUGGCGGGCAUUGGGGUAUCUGCGCAGAAAUACAACCCAGAGAUGAAACCGCCUAGGGUACGAGAUGUCACCGUAAGCACAUUAGCUGACAAGUUGCAGCAUGUCAAACAAAUCUUAAGUGCACGAGUAACGUCUGUGCCGCAGUCGGAUUCAUCAAUGGUUGGUGAAGGAAGUGGUAGUGGAUCCUGGUGGAGGACCAGCGAUGACGAGGACUAUGCUCAGGCUUCAGGUAGCGGAGACCAAGAGGACGAGACUGACCUUCACUUCGAAAGGACCGAAGGCAAUUCCAAGGGCACCAGCGGCUCCAUAAGAAGCCAAGUGUCUGUCGUCUUGGUCGUCAUCUGCACUCUGCUUCUUUUGAAGUUGAAAUGAAGGAAAACUGUUUUAGCAAAACUUUCACGAGACUGCAACUCGAUAAUGCGCACAUUUCUAAUAGCACCGCAAUAACUGUGUGCCAACGGUUCGUUCCUCGCUUUAUGUAGCUCUAGCGUUUUUGUUUUUUCACUCCCCUAUAAACUAAUCAAAGUGUUUGAGAACUCUUUUGAAUAAUCUAUGGCUUCAAGAUAUCGUUGGGAAUUUCUCGCUGAUUCAAGAAGUUGUUGAAAAAAUUCAAAAUGCGAGGUUAUUUCUUCAAAGAAUCUAUGCCAAUGAUUCUAUUUUCGAAUGCAGCUUUUAUACUUGAUUGUUGGCGGAACUGUUGCACUAUGCUUACCUGUUGAAAUUAUAAGGCCACGUUGUUUGUUGCGGAGAUUGCCUGAUUGCCGCGUCACAUAGAUGACUUCGCUUUCAAGGAAAAUUGACGAAAUCAUGCAAUCGAAUCUUGUAGCUGUGAAGUUUUGAAUUGCUUUCUUCUCAUUUUGGUUCUUAGGAUUCCUAAGUGUUUUUAUACUGUGGUCAGAGUAGCGAUGAUAUAUUAGAUGAGAAUUACAGUCCCAGUGCCAUUCCCUGUUUUUUUUAAUUGUAUAGGGCAUUUUUCUUGUUUUUAUAUCAUUUUUAGCCUUUUUUAUUAUAAUUUUGGAUACUGUGUGUGUUCAUGUUCUCACAGCAUUUAAGAAGAGCGCUUGUGAUCGGUUCUAAUUCUAACAGCUAUUGUGAUAAACAUUGAAUAGAGCCAAAUGAUUGUUGGCAGUGGUUGAGUCGGACCUUUCUCAUCUUCAAUCAGCGCAAAUAUACAGUUGUGUGUUAUCUUGUCGCCCUAGAUUCAAUUUUUGUAAUUACGGAUAUAAAUGCGCGAAAAGUAUCUACUCCGAGGUGAUAUGUUGUUUUGGGGGGAAGUCAACUGAAAGAAAGUAAGGUUGUGAUUCAUAUGUUUUUGUGUUGAUUUUUCCUCUGCUUUCUUCGCAGCUAUUUCUUUGUAUAAGUUAUUUUGUUCUUCCAUACCGUUUGCCUUUUUGAGCUUAUUUCACACUGAGCCCUACCAGACCGAAUGGCCAGUUGAGGUUCCGAAGCUACGAAUCUUCUCGCUUUUGAAGCCAAUAAUUAUAGCCUUAUUCUCUUUUCGAACAAAGGUUCCGUCUAGACAAUAGACAUCCACUUUCAGUGUCUUCCUCCGACCUUUGGCUGCGGUGUGAUAAAGAGCCUAUUUUUGUGAUCUCUUGUUCGUUGUCAUGUUGUCAUCGGAAGACGCACGUACAGAACCGAUUUUAUGUUUCUUCCGGACUUGCGGAGAAAAUCUGCCUCCUUUUACAUGCCUCAAAACGCAUUUGAAUUUUUAAAAUUUUACAAAAACGUUUUACAUUAUGUUGAUUGUUUGGUGAAAAUCGUGGCAGUUUUUGUCCCGAGAGGCAGGCACAACAUUGAGCAAUUUUUGAGUGAAGAUAGAACUGAAGUCAGCGAAAGAACUUAGCUUCAGCCUUCUUGAGAUUUCAUACCUCAAGAAACUAGCUGUUUUCUAGAUUGUCUUUCAAUCGGCUACUAAUUUCACCAAAUGUCUCCUAAAUUACGGAACAUUUCGAAGCAAAGAAUAUGUCCAGUCAUCAAUAAUGCUUAGGAAAUUCCAAACUCAAAUUUUCAAGGUUGAUGGAACCUAUUAUUUUACGAUGACUGAACAUGCUAUUCUAUAACGAAGCGAAUUAUUUCUGAAAAAAAAUCUCCCUGAAGAUGAUUAUUUUACAUAGGCUAAAUACGGAUUCAGGUUUUCCCCGCUAGUCAUUGGUUGAAGAACAUUCAAAGUCACCAUUUGUUGAAGGCCUGGUGAUAACGUGCAUGGAAGGAAGUAAACUUGACAGGACUAAUCCUGUCUGCAACUACCUUUUCCAUGUUAAUUGAAGCUGCAUUUUGGGACAGUGAAUGAUAAGGGUAGUAUGACUUUUCAUGCUAAAAUGUUCUAGGAAUAUUUCGAACAAAUAUUUUGAAUGUUAGGACUAGGGCUUUACUUAGUAUGUUAUGAGUGUUCUAGGAAUAAAGUUUAAAAAAAUUAUUUUUUGGUGGAUCUCGUUGGCUGCGUUCAUCUCAAUUAAGCAUAUUCUCUAUUUUAGAAAGGUUCGAUGAAAUUAAAAAAUAUAUGUAGAACUGAUUUACAAUUGUAAAUAUUCUUAUAGAUGUCAUUAAAAUGUAAAUAAAUAUAAUUGAAACAUUGUUUCCAUGCACAUUACACAUUUUAAAGUUAAUAUUUUCAGUGUAUUAGUCAUACACUUAUCACGUUGCCUUUCACUUAAUUUUAUUUUAAGUAAAUAAUUAAUUUUUAAUGAAGAAAAAAAAGAAAAAAAAUAUUUUUCGAAAGUUCUCUUGAACAGUAUUUUCGAUCGAAGCAUAAGGUGAAAUUUUAAAAUUGUAUUUUCAAGUCACAGAUGUAAGUGAUAAAGAUCAUACAGUGGGGAUGAUACAUGUAGCAACGAUUGACUUAAAAAAAUAUACCGCUUUUUAAUUUACUGAUCUUUAAAGAAGAGUCAUUAUGAACAGGGAAAUCGGAUGGUUACAGUCUUCAUAAAUGGUACGAUUGUAUAUAAUCUAGUUGUUAGAGUCAUUUAUUUCCAUCUUUGCUGACAGCAUUCAUAAAAUGCUAUUUCGAAAAACAAAACACAAUAUACCAAAUCACUUAGCAAUAAUAGUAGAUUAGAAUAGAAUAAAGGGAGCAAUUCUUCAACAAAGUUAGUACACGCGUCAUCUACUUUGGCAUCGAAACCAAACCUCUCUGUCCAUGUUAUUUCAUCCUAUACAUGCGCAUUAGUUCAUUAGUUACUGCGGCUCAUUUAAUAAUAAAAAAAGUCAGCUCAUUCCAUUACCAGGACUAGCGAUGAAGCACUUAUUUAUCAACCUUUACAACUCAGUGAUUAAUUUGAAGCAGAUUUUUAAACCGUUCAUUUCUCUUGACAACAUACGGAGAAAAAUCACUGGUUGACUUGAUUUGUGUGCUGCUGUAAUGCAGACGACAAUUUUGUUAAUCACAACUGCUCUGCCUUUCCACCUCAAUGCAUUGGCUCUGCGCAUUGUGAGGAGUUCAGUGUUUACUGAGGGUAUUUUUGUAGUCAUUAGAGGUUUUUCUUUUCUUUUUAGAACUGUAAGCAAUAAACUUACUUAACUAUAACUUUUCAACGUUCGUAUAUAAUCUCAAAUGUGCUAGCAAUCGUCCUUUCCAUGUUUAAAGUUCCAACACGCAAUACAAAUGAGGUGCUGUAUUUUGGAUCAAUCAACGAGGUGAAAGAUCUUAUUUUUUCCCCUCCAGGAAGCCUAAUUUUUCGUAUGAAAAUAAACUCUUAAUUUUUUUUUCUUGUUAUAUCAUUUUGUCUUCCUCCAACUUGAACGUUUCCUAUUUGUUUCAAUCCAAUUUAUUUUUAUAUUGUUUAAACUAUGUUAUUCUUUAAACUUAGAAGAUGAAUGUUAAAUGUUCAGAUUAUUCGUUAACCACUUCAAGGACAUUGGCACUUACGUGUAUGUUUGGGUUUUUUUUUCUUUUCUUUUCAUAAUUAAGUAGUUAAAUUUGUGGGUAAAAAUUUAAAGGAAAAGUUUUAUUUAUUUACUUUUGGUUGCCUGAAUUGUUGUUGGUAUAAAAGAGAAAAUUAAAAAAAAAAAAAAAAACUUAUCAAAAUAAAACAAAAUUCACUUUGAAAAAUUUGUCCUUGAAGAGGUUAAGAAUAAUGGAAGAUGUGAUACUUUAUUAUGGAAUUCACACUUUGUGAUAUUAUCUUCCUGGUUAUUUUUUAUUAUUGUACAAGUGCCGUUUAAUGAUAAUAAUAACGUGUUCCAAAAAGUUAAGAUAUAUAUUAUAUUAUCAAUUGCAAUAACGGGAAGCAACGACUGUUAUGUAUUUAUAAUCUGCAUGUGUGUAUAAAAAAUGAAGCAUUUUAUUUGAAAUUUAUAAUAUAACAUUUUGGCCUUUGAAUUAAAGGUAUGUAACAUAAAAUUAGAUAUGGGUAAAAUGUGCUCUGUAUAUCCAUGUCUUUGUAAAUUUCAUGUUAAUAUGUAUAAACAUUUAUUUUUGUACUUAGAUGGAGACUCGCAGAUAUUUAUUGUAAAUUUUUCAAAGUGUUCACGAGUACUAUUAACAGCAUUUAAAUGUAUUUUGUUCUUCAAAUUGAUAUUCAAAAAAAUCAUGGAAGAGUCUUUCAUUGUUGGAUAAUUUCAUCGAGUUCAGAUGCUUCUAAAAUACGUGUUGAGUUUAAAAUGGCUCUGAAUGCAAUCGUGAACAUUUAAUCCGUCUUUGAAUUAUGCCUCUUCAUCUAUGUAAAUCACUUUAUCCCUAGAAUAUUUUUUGAAUGCAUCAUUUUAUGAGUUGGAAUCCAUUUUGGAAUAUGUAAAUUGUUUUCUCUAGCGUGCGUCUUCUGAUCUUGUUCAAAUGUAAACAAAUAAUACUAAGUGACUUGCCUUUGCCCGUGUGAUUCUUCAAAAUGUCUUUUAUCUUUGUUUGUGCUGUAGCGCCUCAUGUGAUCAACAAUUUGUUUUCAACUUAUUAAUCUUCAGAUUGUGAUUAAACCUUUGCAAACUGAUGA
Molecule: messenger RNA, 6247 nt
Organism: Argiope bruennichi
Lineage: Eukaryota; Metazoa; Arthropoda; Arachnida; Araneae; Araneidae
Product: glypican-5-like
Exons: 7
Coding region: 60-1691 (543 amino acids)
Biological process (GO): positive regulation of canonical Wnt signaling pathway; cell migration; regulation of protein localization to membrane
Cellular component (GO): plasma membrane; extracellular region; cell surface
Source: RefSeq, a predicted model, not a curated record